Messenger RNA from Scomber japonicus (chub mackerel), 1131 nucleotides. RefSeq names its product ubiquitin-conjugating enzyme E2H (UBC8 homolog, yeast) (gene ube2h). The record is from RefSeq and is a predicted model, not a curated record. Gene Ontology annotation, cellular component: nucleus. Lineage: Eukaryota; Metazoa; Chordata; Actinopteri; Scombriformes; Scombridae. Gene Ontology annotation, molecular function: ubiquitin conjugating enzyme activity. Gene Ontology annotation, biological process: protein polyubiquitination; ubiquitin-dependent protein catabolic process. The transcript has 7 exons. The coding region runs from base 210 to 761 and encodes 183 amino acids.
AGGCAGUGAACAGCAGAGGUCUACUAACGUUAGCUCAGCAGCACAUUAGGACAGAGAGACAUUCAACAGAGAAGACGUUAUUUUGCGGUGAACAUUUCUGAAAGCCAAUGUUAACUUUCGGAUAGUACAGUUUGCUAGACUGUCUAGCGUUUAAGGGGGGGCUAGCUUUCAGUUUACUCGCUGGUGUUCUGCGGUGGAAAUAGCAAAAAAUGUCGUCUCCAAGUCCGGGUAAAAGGCGAAUGGAUACCGAUGUGGUGAAACUCAUCGAGAGCAAACAUGAAGUCACCAUCCUCAGCGGACUCAAUGAAUUUGUAGUGAAGUUUUUUGGACCACAAGGAACGCCGUAUGAGGGAGGCGUGUGGAAGGUGCGAGUAGAUCUUCCUGACAAAUAUCCUUUCAAAUCGCCAUCAAUAGGAUUCAUGAACAAGAUUUUUCAUCCCAACAUUGAUGAAGCGUCAGGAACAGUGUGCUUAGAUGUCAUCAACCAGACAUGGACAGCCCUUUAUGAUCUGACCAACAUCUUUGAGUCGUUCCUGCCCCAGCUGCUGGCUUACCCAAACCCCAUCGACCCUUUGAAUGGAGACGCAGCUGCCAUGUACCUUCACCGGCCAGAGGAGUACAAGCAGAAAAUCAAAGAGUACAUCCAGAAAUAUGCAACAGAGGAGGCUCUGAAGGAGCAGGAGGAGGGGGCUGGCGACUCUUCAUCUGAAAGCUCCAUGUCUGAUUUCUCAGAAGACGAGGCCCAGGACAUGGAGUUGUAGUGAAAGGAGGGCUCCCCCAUCCCGCCCCCUCCUUUUAACCCCCACAGAGACUAUAUUUGAUUUCCUAACCAUGAGAAAGCAGACUUAUAAUAUUCAUAUUUAAACAAGUUGAUUUUUUUAUUAUUAUUAUUAUUACUACUAAACAAGGAUUUUUAUGGAUAUCUAGCCUUUGGUGUGUUUGACAGACACCCCUCCCAUUCUGUAGCUGUUUUUCCCCACACAGAUUGCUUUCAUAUUCUCUCCCUGUCAUCUCUGCAUUUUUAAGGUGUGUCACGUAGUCAUAGCCAGAAAAAAAACUUCCCCCGUGAACUGCUCAUUUUGUUUUUUCAAAUUUCACUUUUUAAAAUAUAUCUUUCCAGUUUGACCUGAA